AUGGUCAAGUCGUCGAUUAAGCGAUCCGUUCCAGUAGCUUCUUCCGAUUACGUUAUGGACGUAUGCGAAGGAAAAGAAGCGAAGGUUGGAAAAUCUUCCGCUGGACCAAGGCGCCAACCAACUUCGAAAAUGGUCGUGAACGCAGUGGCUGCAUUGAAAGAGAAGAAGGGCUCGUCCCUUGUAGCUAUAAAAAAGUACAUCGCUCAGACGUAUCAGGUAGAUACCGAGAGGCUCGGUCAUUUUAUCAGAAAAGCUUUGAAAUCUUCCGUGGAGAAGAAAGUACUAGUGCAGAGCAACGGCUCCGGGGCCAAUGGAAAAUUCCGUUUGGCCACAGAAAGGACCACUGCGAAGAAAAUUAGCGCGAUACAAGCCGAGGAUGAAGCCAAUCUGACCACGCUGCAAGAACUUACUGCGUUAAAACCCAAAGAAGUGAUUAGGAAACACAAAUUAGCGGCCACGAAGGCGGUCGUGAAGAAAAUUGCCAAGAACUCAACGGACAUCGGCGCUAAGAAGAGGGUCAAAUCGUCGGCACCAAAAAAGACUAAAAUCGGUGGAAAAUCACCGAUUGCUCCCAAAACACCUAAAGCCAAGAGGGGCCAAAACAUACACAACGUGGGGCAGUUUGUUCGAUUUGACGUCUAA
Trichogramma pretiosum is the source of this 642-nucleotide messenger RNA. Its product is annotated as histone H1A, sperm-like. Gene Ontology annotation, biological process: negative regulation of DNA recombination; chromosome condensation; nucleosome assembly. Gene Ontology annotation, molecular function: structural constituent of chromatin; double-stranded DNA binding; nucleosomal DNA binding. The record is from RefSeq and is a predicted model, not a curated record. The transcript is spliced from 2 exons. Gene Ontology annotation, cellular component: nucleosome; nucleus. Lineage: Eukaryota; Metazoa; Arthropoda; Insecta; Hymenoptera; Trichogrammatidae. The coding region runs from base 1 to 642 and encodes 213 amino acids.